ACGCCGUAUCAACCUCCAAACCUGAAGCAGCGUCUCGUGUUAAACCGCCACACACGGCUGUUAACCACUAAUAUGUCGUGUUAAUGUGUUUACAUGCGGCUAUUCUGAUAUGAGAUUUUAUUAUUUAGACCGCGGACUGGUGUGAGCUGCAGCCGUUACCUGCGCUGAAAAGAGGUAAGCUGUGCGUUAGCUAACAUGCUAACCACCAGUACCAGUGAUACACAGGAUAGAACGGAUGAGCGCUAGAAGCUAAUGCUAUGUGCUAACUAGAUUAGAUGAAAUAAACAGAGUAGAUGGAUAGUGUGGGUUAUACGUGUACUGUAUUAGAGGAGCAGAGCUAAGUUAGCUAACUAAAUAAACCAGCCGGGAAGCUAAGCAGCUCAACGGAUUAUUAGGGCUAAAAUCUGCGCGAGGUAGAAAACGAAAUAUCGCGGGAUUUGUGGACGAGUUAUAAAGCCGACAUUAAUAUAAACAGCAUUAUAAGAAGCAGUAAUGCUAAUGAUGAUGAAAAGCAAAGCUCAGCUCGUCCUGGACUGAGAAUCGCUGCCAUCUAAAUAAUAAAAAAAGAAGAAAAAAAACAGGCGAAUGGGGCUCUUCGACAAGCUUGCGGGAUGGCUGGGCCUGAAGAAAAAGGAGGUGAACGUGCUUUGUCUGGGUCUGGACAACAGCGGAAAGACCACCAUCAUCAAUCAGCUGAAGCCGUCCAAUGCUCAAACACAAGACAUCGUCCCCACUAUCGGCUUUAGUAUAGAGAAAUUCAAGACGUCAAGUCUGUCAUUCACAGUGUUUGACAUGUCAGGCCAGGGCAGGUAUAGAAACCUGUGGGAGCACUACUACAAAGAAGGACAGGCCAUCAUAUUUGUCAUUGACAGCAGCGAUAAGCUGAGAAUGGUGGUUGCCAAAGAAGAGCUCGAUACUCUCCUUAAUCAUCCUGAUAUAAAACACAGGAGGAUCCCCAUCCUGUUCUUUGCUAAUAAAAUGGAUCUAAGAGACGCUCUGUCCUCAGUAAAGGUCUCUCAGCUCCUCUGCCUGGAGAACAUCAAAGAUAAACCAUGGCACAUCUGUGCCAGUAAUGCUGUCCAGGGGGAGGGUCUGCAGGAGGGAGUCGACUGGCUGCAAGAUCAAAUCCGAACCAUGAGAACAUGAAACACUUGUAGAAUCCAGGGAAGAAGAAAAAAAAACCAUGUCACCGAAUCCGCAUCACAAUCUGAACCUUCUUCGCAGCACCCGCUAAGCCGCCUGAUCAGAAAGCGCAGUUUGGGAGUGUGAGAUGCUUUAAUUCUGUUGCACCAAACUUUUUUAUUAUUAUUUAUUUUGUUGCACCUUUUUAGCUUUUUUUUUUUUUGGCUAGAUCACAUUUUACAAUAUGUACUAGUGUGUUUAAAAUGUAAUAAAUGUGCACAUACAGUACACACAUCAUACCUCAGCUAAAAGCUGGCAAAAGUUUUAUUAUUUUUUUUAGCAAUCCAAGUAAAUAAUCCACAUACACAUAUAAUAUCACAUAUUUAUUAUGUCACAUCAGAUUAGCAUCAUUGUUUCAGAGCAGGGGAUAAUGUUCACAUUAUUGUAAGAUGUUUAGGAGUCAUUUCAUUAUGGUAACUUUAAAGUGUGAUUUUUUUUGUUGUUGUUGUUGUUGUUGGUGUGUAGAUAAUGUUAUAGCUUCCCAGACCUUUUAUACCAUAGCUUUACUUAAUUUUAUAAUUCCAACCACAAACACACACACACACAAAAAAGAUUAUUUUUAGUGUAAUGCAUAUAAAUUCAGCUGUUCCUUAUCCUGUAAAGAAUUUAGUUUUCUACUCAUUUUCUGUCUUGUACUGUGAUUAUAAAGAGUAAACUGUCUGUAAGCAAAGCUAA
Molecule: messenger RNA, 1857 nt
Organism: Clarias gariepinus (North African catfish)
Lineage: Eukaryota; Metazoa; Chordata; Actinopteri; Siluriformes; Clariidae
Gene: arl6
Product: ADP-ribosylation factor-like 6
Exons: 8
Coding region: 586-1146 (186 amino acids)
Biological process (GO): protein localization to cilium; vesicle-mediated transport; intracellular protein transport
Cellular component (GO): cytoplasm; axoneme
Molecular function (GO): GTPase activity; GTP binding
Source: RefSeq, a predicted model, not a curated record